Lasiosphaeria miniovina is the source of this 1764-nucleotide messenger RNA. RefSeq names its product major facilitator superfamily domain-containing protein. The transcript is spliced from 3 exons. Gene Ontology annotation, biological process: transmembrane transport. Gene Ontology annotation, molecular function: transmembrane transporter activity. Gene Ontology annotation, cellular component: plasma membrane. Bases 1 to 1764 code for a protein of 587 amino acids. NCBI's taxonomy places the organism in Eukaryota, Fungi, Ascomycota, Sordariomycetes, Sordariales, Lasiosphaeriaceae. The record is from RefSeq and is a predicted model, not a curated record.
AUGAACACAGUGACAGACGACGCGAAGAACCUCGACGCCCAAGAUUCCGCAGACCUCGACGCACACGAUCCCGCCGACCUCGACGCACACGAUCCCGCAGACCUCGACGCACACGAUCCCGCAGGCCCCGAGCCCACGACACCGGCCAAAUUCCAGCCCACGGCUCGGUUCUGGGCGAUUAUUGCAACGCUCUGUACCAUCGGGCUGCUGAGCUCGCUCGAGAACUCGGUCGUGACGACGGCGCUGCCGCGCAUAGUCACCGAGCUCAGCCUCGGCGAAGACUACAUCUGGGUGACGAAUUCGUUUUUCCUGACAGCGUGGGUGCCUCCCCCUCUCUCCCGCGCGCAAGCCGCAGUGCAGCCGCUAAUCGGGCAGCUGGCAAACCUGUUCGGGCGGCGCUGGGUGACCAUGGUGAUCGUGGCGUGCUUCACGCUGGGCAGCGGCAUCGCCGGCGGCGCGACCAACGAGGCCAUGCUGAUCGCGGGCCGCAGCAUCCAGGGCGUCGGCGCGGGCGGCAUCAACAUCCUCGUCGACAUCAUCGUGUCGGACCUCGUGCCGCUGCGCGAGCGCGGCAACUACAUCGCCGUCGUGCUGCUCGUCUACACGAUUGGCAUAAGUCUGGGCCCGUGGGUCGGCGGCGCGAUUAUCGACAGCACUACCUGGCGCUGGGUGUUUUACAUCAACCUCCCGGUCGGCGGUGUCGCCUUGGUCAUGAUCUUCCUGUUCCUGCACGUCAAGCACGACCGCACGCAGUCGGUGGGCCAGAAGCUGCUGCGCAUCGACUACAUCGGCAACGCGGUCCUCGUCGCGUCGACCGUGUCGGUGCUGUACGCGCUGACGUACGGCGGCGUGCGGCUGCCGUGGUCGUCGGGCCAGGUCAUCGCGCCGCUCGUCGUGGGGCUCGCCGGCUUCGUGCUGUUCGCGUGGUACGAGUCGACGUACGCGGGUGAGCCCGUGGUGCCGCCCGAGCUGUUCCGCAACCGCACGUCGGGCGUCAUCUUCGUCGCCACUUUCCUGAACUCGGCCCUGCUGUACUGGGGCAUCUUCUUCCUCCCCGUGUACUUCCAGGCCGUCCUCGGGAGCUCGGCCGCGCGCGCGGGCGUGCAGAUCCUGCCGUCGGUCCUCUUCGCCAUCCCCGGCGCCAUCGUCGCCGUCCUGCUGCUGUCGCGCUACGGCCGAUACAAGCCCAUCCACAGUGUCGCCUUCGCCGUGAAUACGCUUGGACUCGGCCUGUUCACCCUGUUCGAUGCCGACACGUCCAUGGCAGAGUGGGUGAUAUUCCAAGCCAUUGGGGCGACGGGCAGCGGCCUCGUGCUCAACACACUGCUGCCGGCGGUGCAGGCACAGGUGGAGGAGCGGCACCAGGCGGCGACGACGUCGGCGUGGUCGUUCACGCGGUCCUUUGGCAGCAUCUGGGGCGUCGCCAUCCCUGCGGCCAUCUUCAACAACCGCUUCGUCCACUUGCUGGCCGAGGCCGACAUCGACCCAGCCGUGCGCCAGCUCUUUGACGGCAACAACCACGGCUACGAGAACGGCCACGCCGACUUUAUCUGGGCAAUCCAGCCGCCCGAGGACCGCGACAAGAUCAUUGGCGUGUAUUCUGAAGCGCUGAAACUGAUCUGGCAGGUCGCCAUUGCGUUUGCGGGCACGAAUCUGCUCAUCACGUUUCUCGAGAAAGAGAUCCCUCUGCGGACCGAGCUCGAGACAGAGUUUGGCAUGGCCGAAGUCAAGGAAGAAGCAAACAGGACAACGAAGGCUGUGUGA